Cyprinodon tularosa is the source of this 1714-nucleotide messenger RNA. It is a transcript of the gene rundc3b, whose product is annotated as RUN domain containing 3b. The record is from RefSeq and is a predicted model, not a curated record. NCBI's taxonomy places the organism in Eukaryota, Metazoa, Chordata, Actinopteri, Cyprinodontiformes, Cyprinodontidae. The transcript is spliced from 11 exons. Bases 155 to 1426 code for a protein of 423 amino acids.
AUCUCUCGUGUCAGUUUUCUGUUUUGUCCUCCUCCACCAGAGCAUCUCCAGCUCUGCCGUUCUGCAGCGACGGAACCAGCGCUCCUGUCCUCGUUCAGAGGCAGCAAAGUGGGUCAGCGUAGCGCCGCAGACACCAGCCGGGCCGCCGGUGGGGAUGGCGUCGCUCAGCCGUAGGCGCGGAGCGGCCAGGAGCGGCGUGGUGGAGAAGAGGAACCUGCUCACAGUGUGCAGGUUUUCAGUGAAGACCCUGCUGGAUCGUUCUUGUUUUGAAACCAUCGACGACUCUUCGCCAGAGUUUGUUAACUUCGUGUCCAUCCUGGAGCACAUCCUCAGUCAUCGGCUCAAAGGUCAGACCACAUGGUUUGGUUAUGAGAGUCCUCUGAGUUUCUGGGAUUACAUAAAAGGGGCCUGCAGUAAAGUGCCUCAUAACUGCAUCCGAAGCAUCGAGAGCAUGGAAAAUGUACGAUCAUCAAGAGCAAAGGGCAGAGCAUGGAUCAGGGUUGUUCUGAUGGAGAAGCGACUUUCAGAGUACAUUUCAUUUGCUCUGAAGGACUUCAAAACCACAAGGAGGUUUUUUGAGGAAGGAGCGAUCAUGCUGGUAGAAGAGGCAGGACUGCUGGCAGACACGCUCAUCGGCCUUAACACCAUUGAUUUCAGUUUCUGUCUAAAGGGGGAGGGUCUGGACGACAGCUGCCCUGCUGUCAUCGACUACACCCCUUACCUGAAGUUCACACAGAGUGCAGACAGCAUCAGCAGCGAUGAGGAGGAGAUGAGGACUCUGGGAAGUAGCGGCAGUGAGAGCAGCACUCCUGACAAGACAGCCACCGCUGCAUCAAUCUUCACAGAGCAGAGCACUUUGUUCAGCAAGUGCAAACGCUUUGAGCAGAAGUAUCGCAUGGCUCUGGAGCAGAAGGGUUACCUGGAAGAGUUGGUUCGUCUACGGGAAGCCCAGCUGUCAGAGGCUGUUUCACACAACAAAGCCCUUCAUCAGAGCCUAGCAGACACACAUCUCUCCCACACACUGGAGAAACAGCAGCUUGAGUAUAUCAUAGUGGAACUGCAGAACCAGCUGACUGUGCUGAAAAACAACGAUUUGCGUUCCAGGCAGGAAUUAACAGCCCAUCUGACCAAUCAGUGGCCGUCUCCAGAUGCCUUGGAUGCUAAUGCUGUUGCCUUGGAUACGCUCUUGUACAGGAAAAGCACCGGGCAAUGGGAGGAAAAGAGUUUCCAGAGUCUGGAGCAGCUGUCUGCAGGGAUGAGCCUCACAUCAAACACACAAGGUAAAGAGGAAACGCCAUCUCUCAGAGGUCUGUGUGGCUCACUGACCUCCGUAGCCAGCUAUAAAUCUCUGGCCAGCUUGAAGUCCAAUGAGGGUUUGGCCAGCGCUGCGACAGAGUUUAGCAGCCCGGGUGUUACUCCAUCAUAGGAUUUAUGACGGCUCAUCAGAUCAAGCAAUUCAGGAACUUUGCUCAUGCCAGUGAUGCUGAUAUUAUUUCUUCUGUUUCUGAAUGUGGAGCGUGAGCUGAAGAUGACCUGAUGGCACUAAGAGACUGAACAUUGUCCCAGCUUUGUCAAGUGUUCAAAUUAUGUCGCUGCUUAUCUGUGUAGCUUUAUUUCUCCCCAGCUUUGGAAACAAAGUGAAUCGAUUUUAAAGAUGCAGUAUCAAUUCCAAUCUCCUGUGUCAAUGUUGCAAAGAUCAUUUUUAGAGAAUACA